Notodromas monacha is the source of this 3945-nucleotide messenger RNA. The record is from the annotation of a GenBank genome assembly. NCBI's taxonomy places the organism in Eukaryota, Metazoa, Arthropoda, Ostracoda, Podocopida, Cyprididae.
UUAGGUGCUGAACCCGAAUGACAUGUCUUGCAUGGACUACGACCCAAGUGCCAUAAGUCUUUACCCUGUGACAAAUUCCGCUGACGGAACAGUCGCACCGGACACGAUCCCAGACAUCACUCCCAGCGUGUUGCCUACUUUUGAAACCCAUUGCUCCAGCGUGAACCCAGUGGCCAGACAGGCCCAGGAAUUCCACUUCCUCGAGACCGGGCAUUUGUACUUCCAACACCCGACAAAGGUCGUCUCUCCUGACGACUUUUGCCUCGAAUCCGCGCUGGACUUUGAAAAUAACCAAACCCUGGCUGUGGUCAUCGUUUGCGAGCCGAGUGCUGAACGGCAAAGGCAGAAGUUGUUGCGGAAGUUUGAUGACCAGUGCGAGGGGCAAGUGUGUGUUUUGAAGUGUUGUCCAGCUGGGACUUCUUUGAUGCGGAUGCCGAAUGGGCAUAAUACUUGUGCUGCGUUGCCCGAGGGCAUGAGUGAGUGGACGCCGGUGUUUCAUGAUGGCACGGAUUUUCACGAGGUCAUUGUGGAGGAGAGUGCCUACAAGGUCAUCAAGGGCUUCUCUCCCAUUUGCCCAGACGCCAACGCCGGGGUCCUGGCCCAACUCCCAUCCCUGGUUCCCGAAGAAGCCAUUUACAUGAUGACAACCGGCAACGUGUACUCUAAAAAGUACUCUAGAAUCAUCCCGGCACCCGAGUACUGCAUGGACAAGUUCGUGCUGAAUGCCACGGCUCAUGAUAUCACGCUCAUAUGCUUUCCGCCUCAAGAGAAAUCCGACCCGAUGUUUGCAGUCUACUCGGCGUGUUUAAUCGUGUCGAGUGUGUUUUUGCUGCUCACGCUGGUCAUCAGUAUUUUGCUUCCUGAUGCGAGUCGAUUGGGCACUUGGACCUUGCUGUGCUAUGUGGCGUCUUUGCUGGUGGCGAGUCUGACGUUGGCAGGACUGCAGACCUUUGCCACUGCUGGAGGAGGAUUUUGCGUCGUCGUGGCGUGUGUCUUGUACUACUCCUUCCUGUCUGCUUUCAUGUGGCUCAACGUGAUGAGUUUUGACAUCUGGUACACUUUGCGUUAUGGCUGUUGUGAUGAAGACCGUCGCACCCAUUCCGGAAUUUCCUUGUGGGAGGAAAUGUUUUACCCAUCCAAGCCUGGGACUAACUUUUUAAACGAGCCUUUGAGAAGCAACACGAGGAAUUUGCCGACGACCCGGUCUCACAUGACGUUGCGGUUUUUGAAGCGAUGCGCUUAUGCUUUCGGGGCCCCGGCGGGGAUGAUAAUUAUCUUGUUGGUGUUCCAGUUGGCCGACGGACUUCCGGAAACUUUUUUGACUAAGUCUAUUGACCCUGCUAAGCGGUGUUGGUUCAAGGUAAGAAAAGAGCUGCGUUUAUCCGAUCGAGCUCGCGGCCGACGAAAAUCCGAAUAUCCGGAAUUCUUCGUGAACAAUUUUACCAUAGAUUCAUCAGUUGAUUUAUUUCGGAAGGAUUUGGUGCUUGUCAGCUGGAGGAUUUACAGGGAUAAUGCCAUCUUGUUCUACUUCUACGGACCGAUUGCCUUGCUGUUGUUGGCGAAUAUGGUGUUCUUCGGACUGACCAUGCACUUCCUGAUAAGUCACCGGAGGAAGACUAGGAAUCUGAACAUGGAAGAAAGCGCGAAGAAAAGAUUCACGCUGUUCAUCAAGCUCUUCGUCGUCAUGGGCGUCGGCUGGAUCACCGAGGUCAUCUCGUGGAAGCUGGGUCCAGAGGAAAUCUGGUACGUCACCGACAUCGUCAACGCUCUCACGGGCAUCCUCGUCUUCCUGGUCUUCAUCUGCCGCCGGAAAACCCUGGAGGACCUGAAUAAACUCAUCAAAGAGCGCUGUUUGUCGCGUGGGAACGGAGGUGUCGGCAAAUCUAGAUCUAUCGCAUUCACAAAAUCUCAGGAAACGGCUAAGACUCGGUUUUCAACUCAGGAAACGUCACUAACGAUGGCCAACAGCAGCGAGGGCAAAGUGAAAACGAUGGGCGAUGAACCUUCCGGCGUGGGUGCGGACGUUGCUGAUGCCAAUUUUAACGGACGACGGUUGAGCGGAUCGCUGCGAGGAGAUGAUGCAGAUGAGUGAAGGAUAUCGGACUUCACUUACAAAGAUGGCCGAUUCUAUGAGGACACUAAGACUCCUUAUUCAAAGGUCGACGUACUAUAUAUACAAGAGGAUGAGAAAGAACGGCAUAUGAGACCUCAUAUCGGUUGCUGGAGGCUAAAGUUGCGACUGUAAAAAGUCUGGUUCAACGAAAAGAGGAAGCAUCUGAUGCAGAUCUGUCAGUAUUACAUCUAAACAAAACAACAAUUUUUUUUAAUUUCUGAUGGACGUUUGAGAUUCAUUAGCCAGUACAUAACCCGGGUGAAUGGUUUUCUUGACCGCAUGGAAAUUUAACCUUGAAUGAAAGUGAAUUGGAACAUUGCUGCAUGCUUACGCGGAAGUGUCUUUUAUGUAUAAAAGGUAUGAUCGAGGCGCAUUCCAGAAAUUUUUGUUAGGCGUUGGAAAUGACGUUUGAAAGUGCGUUUUCGCUGUUGUUGUAGUUUGCAGAUUAUUGGUUUGGAGAAACUGAUUUCCGUUCUUCAAUCCAGGUAAGGCCAAAAAAGUUUUAACAAUUUGUGCGGGCUGUUUGCUGAUUGUAUGAUGUAUAUAUAGAGAGUAGUACAAGAGCUACUAUGCAAAAUUAAAACACGAGAACUAUUGAAAAGCCUUGAAAAUUGUAACUGUGUGGUGGAAUUGAGUGCGUUUUCCGUUGUAAAUGUUGACCAUCUGGGUGUAUUGGAGACAAGAAACUACAAUUUUUUUCGGUCGCUUGAAUGAAUGGACAUUUAUGGAUUUUUUAAAGUGAACAUUUGCUGUCAGGCGUAAACUUCAGGAUGUCCUGCGUGGAUUUUAAUGUGAAUUAAGAAGCUUCGAGUAGAAAACUAGUUGCUUAAUUUGGUGAUCGCUGAUUGUGCCAUUAUGAUUAUAGAAAAUGGCUUCGAUUGGGGUAUGUCUUUAUAGUUAUGGAUGUAAUUCUCGGCAAAUGUUUUUCGAUUUUUUUUUUCAUGAAUGCGGUGAAUUCUAGUCUGAAGAAGAAAAAACUAACUGUGUUGUGCUGUUGAAUUGGAAACAGAUUUUGACGCUGUUCAUCAUUCCCGAGACUCAUUCUGAAGCAGAAACCCGUAAUUUAUUCCAGUUUGUCCAAGUUCUACUGAAUUUGGCAAGUUUGCACUGAAACUUUUUUCCGUGAAAGCCACAAUUUUUAAGGCAUACUUAAUCAACCGCUUUAAAUUAAACGGAAAACUAGAUUUUUUUUUUCGUCUUGUCGAAGCUUUAAAAGAAAGUCGGCGCGCGAAAGGGUCUUUGCCUGAUUCAUUGAUUGACGUGCAUGCAGGAGGACUCUCUAUAUGCAAUAACGAUCUUGUCUGUAAAACGAUUUUUUCUGUACAGCGAAUUCAUUUUUGGUCCCGUUGGGGUUUCUCCCCGUGUUUUAGGGGUUCUCUAUACAUCGACAUUGUCCCUACAACGAAUCUUUUUUUGUUCGACCCCUGAAUUCAGUUGCAUUGUAUAUAAGAGGGAGUCCACCUGUAAAUAAGGUUGACGGUUUGAGCAGAAGGUUGAUGUGAGGAUUAUUUCUGCAAGACUUUCGGCGUUUUUGCGAUGAGACUUGGAAUAGGGCGAACUUUGUUAAUUUUUUCGAUUACGACUGUUUUCAAGAUCCCGUCAUGGCUUUUUGAUCUCUAUAUUUACUGAAUGUCGUGUGUUGUAAUUCUCACGCAUUUCUGGUUCUAUUAUUGACGAGAAUUUUUUUGCUUGCUGUGUGCUGUUUGGAAUUUUUGAUGCUUCUGACUCCUUUCUUAUGCAAGUUAUAGUGUUCUGGAGAACGUUACAAUUGCCUUUUUUUUUUUUUUGGACUGAGCUGUCGAAAUAAAGUGGGACUUCGGUUGUUUGAAACA